AUGUCAAGGAGAGGUGGUCCAUCCUACACACCCUGCCAUUCGACCCGCAACGUAAACGGGUUAGUGUUCUGGUGCAACAGUCGGGUGAUGCUCGUGGGGAAGUACGUGUGCUUACAAAGGGAGCGGACGAUGUCAUGAUGGCACGUAGUACGACGGGAGAUGUGAAUGAUAUAGCCGAGAGCAUUGAGAU
Molecule: messenger RNA, 190 nt
Organism: Sphaeroforma arctica JP610
Lineage: Eukaryota; Ichthyosporea; Ichthyophonida
Exons: 1
Molecular function (GO): nucleotide binding
Source: RefSeq, a predicted model, not a curated record